Messenger RNA from Ruditapes philippinarum (Manila clam), 1387 nucleotides. RefSeq names its product C-type lectin BfL-2-like. The record is from RefSeq and is a predicted model, not a curated record. The transcript has a single exon. Gene Ontology annotation, molecular function: carbohydrate binding. Gene Ontology annotation, biological process: biological process involved in interspecies interaction between organisms. Bases 202 to 933 code for a protein of 243 amino acids. NCBI's taxonomy places the organism in Eukaryota, Metazoa, Mollusca, Bivalvia, Venerida, Veneridae. Gene Ontology annotation, cellular component: external side of plasma membrane.
UGUUAAUCUUAAGUUUUGCAUAAUUUGUUGUUGCUAAGUAUCAUGUGUUCAGGUAUAAAUGCUUGUUGGUAGCUCUCUACGAAUUCAUGCACUUCUACGAAUGCAACGGUAUUUGCACGUAGUAUGUUAGUUUAAGAGGGUUCAAUAAGUGUGGAUGUUAUAAAACGUUCGAACUUUAAACAGAUCAUUCACUUUAUUGCUAUGGGGAAGAACGAAUUUCGAAGGUUAAUAUGUUUGGUUGUUUUGUUUGUGUCAUUUCAGAGCUACGAUUUAAAAUCGGUUAUAAAUGACACUGCUGUAGGGAAUAUUGAUGGUGCAUAUUUAUUAAGGAUGGGGAAAAUGUUGAAUAAACCAGAUUUAUCUUUGAUAGGAGCCGCAAUGAAUAAUUUACAUAAGUGUGAACAGUGGACCACCUGGUCGGCUUGCACCGCUUCAAGGCCGAAUCACUUUGGACUAAAAAAGCGAACACGACUAUGUGGCACAGAAAGGCAACUGACCGAGACAGGUCCUACAAACGCAGAGGAGGAUUUUAAUGUAUGCAAGGGCGUAUGUCCAGCUGACUACGAAAUUACCGAGAAUGGAUCAUGUAUGAAACUUUACACUAUAACAAAAUCAAAAGCAGAUACCCAAAAGCAAUGUGAAGCCGAUGGAGGGAAUCUGGUAAAAAUUGACACCGAAAGCAAAUUAAAUGAUGUCGGGAAGUUAACGGGAAUUUCUACAUUAGGACUUAUUAACAUAGAUGGCGUUCGCAAAAACCCUAAUUCUGCAUGGGUGUUCGCAACUCCUACCAGAAGCAUAUUCUUCAAUUGGAAAACUGGUCAACCGGACAAUGAAUCAAACCAGUUAUGCAUUGUUGUUAGGGGUACUGAUAAAUUAAUGUGGGAUGCAGACUGUUUAACAAAGAGAUAUUUCAUUUGUGAAAUAUCUACAUAAAAAGAACUAUUAUGAUAAACAAGGCAUUGAGAUUUCCGCUUGAUAGGAUAAAACCGUUGCACUUUCGGUUGAUAUAAAAAUCAAUGUGUUUAAUAAAUAUAUAAAUCCAAUUGGCAUAAUUUUAGUAACUUGUCUUUGACAUUUUGUUACUCGCAACUACAUAAAAUGAUGAAAAUUUGCCUGUUUUAAUAUAAUCAUUUUAUACGUUUUAUAUGCUGUUAUGUUGCGUGUGUGUCUUUUAAUGCCAAAUAGUAACAUCUCAGGUAUAAAAGUAGAUCAUUUUUAUGUAAAAUAUGCAAAACAAGAUCAUCAAUAUAGAGUGGUGUUCAAUGGACGUAACUCCUACACGAUCCAGCAACACAGAACCACAGGAAAGAAGCCUGGUGUUUUCACCUGAGACAUUAAUUUGUAGCACAGUAACUAGAGAAAAAUGUUUAUGGUAGGAAAGUGUUAA